GUUUUGUACCACUUUAUCAGUCGUCGAUAGAGAGUUGCAGGAGGUUGACUUCUCUGACCAACACUCUGCGGAUAAAUUAUCAGAAUGUUGCUCUUCCUUCUGUUUAUAUCAAGUUUUCUGACUUCGCGGUGCAGUGCUCUUGCCCAAGACUCGACGGAGGAGAGAAAGUUUUCGAGCUCUGAUGUCUGUCCGUGCGAACUCAAGUAUGUGGACUCGGUGCUCCUCUGGGACUGCGAUAAGCAUAACCUGCACGAAGUUCCCCGCCAGUGUUGGUCGCACGGGAACUACUCCAUCAGCCAGGUCAUUCUGAGCAACAACUUCAUCACUGAAAUCCACGCGGAUGAUUUCGUGGGACUCAACACCCUGAAGGAACUCAUGCUGAACAAUAACAACAUCUCGAGCGUGGCGGCUGGGGCCUUCAGACCCCUCGCCGGGCUCACCACCUUGGAUCUCUACCACAACAACAUCGUCCAGCUUCCCGAUGACGUCUUUGCGGGCUUGCUUGACCUGGAGAGCCUCUGGGUCAGCCACAACUUGCUGAAAGACAUCCCUGACAUCUCCUUCGUGACCCAAGCCAAGGCGAUUUCCUUCAGCAACAACAACAUCGAGACGUUCCCCGAGCACCUCCUGGACGCCCCGAACGGCCCGCUCACUCUCUCGCUGCAGAACAACCUCGCGACGGAGAUCUACGCCUCGGCCAUCCUCAACCUGCCCGACUACAGCACCCUCUACAUCGACGCCAUCACCGUCUGGGCUUCGGACGCGCAGGAGGCAGAGGCGCUCCGGGCGAAGACCUGGUUCGGCACCGAGCUCGACGGCCUCAUCCAGAUCGGAUCCCAGACCCACUGCCCUCCGCACUUCCACGACGUGCUCGGGGUCUGCCUGCUCGCGGAGCCCCUCUUCAGCGGCGACUGGGGGACCAUGAGGUACUUCUGCCACGAGAUGGGAGCCGAGUUGCUGAAGGUCGUCGACGCCAACUUCUUCCAACAACUACUCCAUUACCUUCGCAGUGAAGGGAUUGACCACCACGACUACUGGCUCGGCGGGAGAGACGAGGCAGAGGAAGGCAGCUGGAAAUGGCUCGACGGGGACACCAUCACCCGGGGAAGUCCCUUCUGGGCGACGCGGCCCCAGGGACCCGACUCUUACCAAAUUGAACCCCUUGGAGGAACCACAGAAAACUGCCUCUACCUUGACAAAUCCCGUUUUCUAUAUUUCGACGAUGCCGCGUGUACAGAAUCCAAAAAUGUCAUUUGUGAGAAGCAGUAAUAUAUUGUUGGAAUUCAUCAUCCUUUUCUCGGGAUGGACAUAGCUCUUCAGAUAAUAAAGAGUGUUGCUCUA
Messenger RNA from Penaeus vannamei (Pacific white shrimp), 1341 nucleotides. Its product is annotated as leucine-rich repeat-containing G-protein coupled receptor 5. Gene Ontology annotation, molecular function: protein binding. Lineage: Eukaryota; Metazoa; Arthropoda; Malacostraca; Decapoda; Penaeidae. The record is from RefSeq and is a predicted model, not a curated record.